This is a messenger RNA of Neodiprion fabricii, 1482 nucleotides long. RefSeq names its product enhancer of split malpha protein-like. Lineage: Eukaryota; Metazoa; Arthropoda; Insecta; Hymenoptera; Diprionidae. Gene Ontology annotation, biological process: sensory organ development; Notch signaling pathway. The record is from RefSeq and is a predicted model, not a curated record. The transcript has a single exon. The coding region runs from base 182 to 691 and encodes 169 amino acids.
GACUAGCUCCGAAAAUUCGGUAUAACAGAAAAAAAACAAACGCGCUGCGAAUUAAAACGACAUCGCAACUUUACGUACACAGUAGUAAACGCUCUGAAGUGUGACGGUAUAUAGAGACACGGUGUGCGAGAGUAUAUAUAUACAUAUAUAUAUAAAAACAACAACAACGACGACAAAGAAAAUGGCGGCAACAACGAUCAACAGCCACGUGUUCGAGUGCGAUAACGAGCUGAACGACAAUCUGUACAACAUCAAGUUGUCGACCAGCAAUAAGCAGACCUCAAGUGCUCGACGAGUAAAGAAGAUCCUGAAGCCGCUUUUGAGACUGCUCAAGAAGUCCGGAGGCGGUAAGAAGAGCGCCAAAUCGCUCAAGGGACAGCAGAGGGCUCAGCCUCAGGUGGAGGUCUUCACCGAGGAGGUCGACAACCAGAACAAUGCCAACGAGGCCCUGGAACAGCGACUUCUAGCCGGCCUGGAAGAGGCCGAGGAGGGAGCAGCCAUCACCGUUUGCCUCGAUGGUCAGAUGACCGUCGUUCCCGUGGUUCCCGGACAGUGUUACGUUCCCGUUCACUUCGCCCACACCCACGCCGGCGACUUCUACUGGACGACGAUCUCCCUCGCCGACAGUGACCUCUGCUACAAGGAACGAGCCUUCUCCCAGAACCAGCAGCCCGAGAUGCAGGUCGCCUAAGUGCGAUGGGUUCCAUGGGUUUAAGCUCCGGUUCAAGUUCCAGUUUCGCGGAAAGCUAAAAAAGGAGACUCGUCCUGGCCUCGACAUUGAUUAAAAACGAGGUGCAACCGGGAUGCGGGAAGAAAGAAGAGAGAAGAGUAAAAACGAGAGAGAGAGAGAAAGAGAAAGACUUUAUUUAGACGUAAGAUAAUUAUUUCAAACUGUGAUUAGUAGUUUAAACGAUUAUUGUUACGAUUACUGUUCGUAUUCGAGUUACUUGUUACUUGUAUGUCUAUCUGAUAUUUGCUCAAUUGAAAGAGAGGAGAACCAUUUUGCGGGAUUCGAUUAUUGGGCACGAUCUCGUACAGCAUGUUUUGCAAAACAACUGUCGAGAUUUGUGAUAUACAAAUUCCUUCAAAAUAUGAAUAUAUAUUUUUUUUUUUUUUCAGUUUUCAUGGUACAACACACGUAUACGGUUAAAAUAUUCCUUUCAUGCGAUUAGUGCGAUUAUUUUUUGUAUAAUCUUGUUUCUGCAUGACGACAAUUUCAUUCGCACCUGUGAUAUUCGUACCUAAACACGUGACUUUUAGAGUUAGAAUUAUUUAACUUUAAGUUUCAUCAUUGUUGUAAUAUUGUAACAUGCACACACGCACACACACACACACACACACACACACACACACACGCAUAUUGUGAUAUCGGCUUUAAAAUCCUGUAGAAGGAAUAAUUCGAUUGAUCGACCAUUCAGUCGCCACAUUUUAUAAUUAAAUGUAAAUAUUAAGAUUAUAUUAUAUCAAAUCAUAUCGUCUUCC